This is a messenger RNA of Phytophthora sojae, 822 nucleotides long. RefSeq lists its product as hypothetical. The annotation marks the transcript as partial. The transcript has a single exon. NCBI's taxonomy places the organism in Eukaryota, Oomycota, Peronosporomycetes, Peronosporales, Peronosporaceae. The record is from RefSeq and is a predicted model, not a curated record.
AUGAGCGCCCAGCCGCGCGCUGCCGCCAGCGCUCUGACGCUGCUUCAGCAGACACCACCAGCCUCCUCCACUCGAGGCGCGCCGAAGAAGAAGACGCGCGGGCCCAAAGCCAAGAAACCGCGCGGCUGGGGGCCCUUCCACUCGGUGCUAAAAGAACGCUCCGUGGACUUUAACUUGACGCUGGACGUGCAGGGCCUGCAGCAGCAGGUGCAGGACCUGAGCACGCUGCGGGACAUCCUCAGCACGCGCACCAUGCUGCGCCGCCACUCUCCGGAGGGAUCGCUCUUCCACGUGGUCAAGGAGUACCUGCGGGUCUUCCGCUCCGGCUGGGCCGUCCGCGAGGCCGGGCGCAAGCGGCUGCUGGACGAGCAGGACCAACGCGCCUUCCUGCACAGCGUCAUGGACCCGGACCUGGACGUGGGCAACGGCCUGCGCGGGCCCGACGUCAUGGCGGACCAGAUCAUACUGUACUCGACGUUCAUCAAGUUCAUUCGGACGACGCUGCAGUCGUACGACAUCGUGGUGGCUGAGGACUCGGUCAUUAUCAAGACGCAGGCGACGCUGAGGUUCCAGGUGCUGCGGAACACGAUCGAGAUGAUUUUUCCCCAUGUCCUUGGGGACGAGUGUCUCGUGGCGCAGCUUGUGGGGCAGGAGGUGGAGCCGGACAUCGGCAUCACCUUCUCCUUCAACGCGGAGGGCAAGUGCUGCAAGUACGAGUUCGAUGUGGACUUUAUAGGAGCGUUUGCGAGCAUAGUGAAGGAUCCUAGGAAGCUCGACAUGCUGCUAGGCAAGGCGCUGAUUGCAGACAACUGCAUGUUCGGG